UUAGGAUUGUAAGCGUGUCAGCACCACAGCACACAUGUUUGACAAAUUUGUUUUCUUUUUUCUAGAGUACUAUGAUGAUUAAGCCAUAUGUGAGACAAGGCGAGGGAGAGGAGGUUGUCAGCCCUCUGCAGUGGAUGGAUGGAGACAUGAGCUCACCUGAUGGAGACGUGUCCGUCUCAUCGCACCGCUACAGAGCAGGUGGAGUGAGCCAACAGGACAGAGAGAUGGGGAGUGAGGAUGCUGAGGAAGACGGGGAGGAAGAGGAGGAGGAGGAGGAGGAGGGACAGGGUGAUGAAAACGAGUCCAAACGACGAGGGCCCAAGAAAAAGAGGAUGACCAAGGGCCGGCAGGAGCGAUUCCGUGCGAGGCGUGUAAAGGCCAACGCCAGGGAGCGCUCACGUAUGCACGGUCUAAACGAUGCACUGGAGAACUUGCGCAACAUCAUGCCCUGUCACUCCAAAACACAGAAACUGUCCAAGAUCGAGACAUUACGGCUGGCCCGCAACUACAUCUGCGCUCUGUCUGAGGCCCUGGAGGGGGGCCUCUCCACAGAGAGCAGGGCUUUCAUGGAGACGCUGUGUAAGGGCCUCUCACAGCCCACCACCAACCUGGUGGCUGGCUGCUUGCAGCUGGGGCCUUCUCCUGGUGGUGGGAUGAGGCCUGAUGACAUGCACAGAGUUCGGGCAGCACCAACUUCUCUCGGUGGCAUAGUGAGCUACUCCUCUCCAGGCCUGCCAAGUCCGCCUUACGGCACUUUUGACUCUGCUCACCUGCUUCACCUGAGGGCGAUGAAAGGAGGAGUGUACCAGAAUCACUCACCUAAUGAAUAUAACGCUGGCGGUGUGGGGACCCCUCCAUAUGAUGGCCCCCCUACACCACCUCUGAGCAUCAGCAGUAACCUGGUGCCCAAACAGGAGCCUUCACCCCACUACCCACCCCCACACCACUUCUCCCCCACCCCUGUGGACCAGGGCUUGUAUCAGACUCAGACCGGCUAUGACGUACACUUAGAGGGACCAUAUGACUCCUACCAUCCACCCCACAUGCCCCCCCGACAGAUAACCUCCGUCUACAGAGACUAAGACAGAUCAGGAGGGUCAAUUCUGCCAUCAAUCGAACCUGACUGACUCGUCUUUGCUCCUUGAUCCUUCAUGAACACUGACUGACAUUGAUGUCUCAUGGACUAAGACUCAAGGAUGAGUCUGGUAGUAGAGAAACUGUAGAAUAAAAAUGGUUUGUUUACAUGUGUGGUGCACUUAGUCUAGCACCGCUGAACAUUGUUAACAUUAGAACAUACUUGAGUAAAACUAAUACAUUUUCUUUAAAAAAAAAAGAAGAAAGAUUACCAAAUGACCUCAAGGGUCCUAACAGAAAAUGUUGCUUUGGCCAUUUUUACCAGAUGUCCUGUUACUGUGAUACAAGCACUUCUAAUUUAGCUUUGGUAAUAUCAGAUAAUCUACAUAAAUUAAAAGUAUUUCUAUUUAUUCUCUAAUUUAAUACAGCAU
Messenger RNA from Micropterus salmoides (largemouth bass), 1505 nucleotides. Its product is annotated as neurogenic differentiation factor 4-like. The record is from RefSeq and is a predicted model, not a curated record. Gene Ontology annotation, molecular function: protein dimerization activity. Bases 72 to 1082 code for a protein of 336 amino acids. Lineage: Eukaryota; Metazoa; Chordata; Actinopteri; Centrarchiformes; Centrarchidae. The transcript has a single exon.